AUGAUCCCCUCGCAGCGGCUAGCCGCAAGGGCCGCUCGGCCGCCUUCGCGCUACUCGGUCGCUGCUCUGGCCCCGCUCCAGUCAGCGCUGCCGCGCUCGCCCGUCAAGGCUUUCCCGGCUGCUCCCAGCUCCGCCAAAAGCGAGCGCAGCUUCGCUACUCUUUUCGCCACCGGACCCGCGCUGCCGUCUUCGACGCAGCCCUGGAACGCCAGGUCCUUUGUCACCUCCACCUCGACCGCCCUGCCCCGCAAGAAGACGGUCCCAUCCCUCAAGGAAGGCGAGCAAGACGAGGGCGAACAUGAGAACGAAGCCGAGAAAGAUGACGAGCAUGGCGACCGGGAGCUGGCUCGCGCGAACAAGACGUCUGGCGCAUCAGGCGCCUCAUCAUCGGCGGGCAAUUCUGGCUCGGUCUCGGGUGCUGCCGGUUCUGGCUCUUCCAACAGCUCGAGCUCGGGCGGUUCUGGAUCCUCUUCUACCUCGAUUUCGCGGUCCACUGUGCCAUCGGUCUACCCGCAAGUGCUUGCCCUGCCCAUCACACGGCGGCCGCUCUUUCCUGGCUUCUACAAGGCCGUCGUGAUCAAGAAUCCCGCCGUCUGUGCCGCCAUCAAGGAGUCUAUGAGCCGUGGCCAACCCUACAUCGGAGCAUUCCUGCUCAAGGACGAGGAAGAGGAUGCCGACAUCAUCACCGACAUCACCAAGGUCCACAAGGUCGGCGUAUUCGCCCAGGUGACCAGCGUCUUCCCCGCGCAGCCCGCUGGCAGCGGCAGUGGCAAGAAGGACAAGGACGGCGAGAAGUCCGACGACGAGGAGGGCAUCACGGCCGUCCUCUACCCACACCGGAGGAUCCGGAUCGACGAGCUCAUUACGCCGACCGGAGAGACGAUCCCCACUCCGCCGCCUGGCACCGAGGGCGCCGGUCCGGCCAAUCCGAUCAGCGACGAGGCCGCAAACGAAGAGGCGGCCAGGUCAGCGACAGGCUCCAAGGUGCACGAGAUCCAGCAGGCGGCCCGGGACGAAGGCGUGCUGCCGGAGAAGAACGACGCCACCGAGGCCGCAGAGCAGGAGUCGAGCCCCGACAUGCCUUCCCACUCGGCCCCCUUCCAGACCUCGUUCCUCCAGGACUACGCCGUGUCGCUGGUCAAUGUCACCAACCUGGCUGCUGCGCCGUACGACAAGCGCAACGACCAGUACAUCAAGGCGGUCAUGGCCGAGCUGAUCAGCGUCUUCAAGGACAUCGCGCAGCUCAACCCCCUCUUCCGAGACCAGAUUGCCAACUUUUCCAUCUCGCAGGGCGCAGGCAACGUCUUUGAGGAGCCCGAGAAGCUGGCCGACUUUGCCGCGGCCGUGUCGACCGGCGAGGUGGGCGAGUUGCAGGCCGUCUUGGAAGCACUCGAUGUCCGCGAACGCCUCCAGAAGGCGCUCGUCGUGCUCAAAAAGGAGCUGAUGAAUGCGCAGCUGCAGAGCAAGAUCAGCAAGGACGUUGAGUCCAAGAUUCAGAAGCGGCAGCGCGAGUACUACCUGAUGGAGCAGCUCAAGGGUAUCAAGAAGGAGCUCGGCAUCGAAUCGGACGGCAAGGACAAGAUGGUCGACAAGUUCAGGGAGAAGGCGGCCGAGCUGCGGAUGCCCGAGGCGGUGCGCAAGGUGUUUGACGAGGAGCUCAACAAGCUUACGACGCUCGAGCCUGCCGCCAGCGAGUUCAAUGUGACCCGCGGCUACCUCGACUGGCUCACUAGCAUCCCCUGGGGCGUCCAUUCUCCCGAGAACUACUCGAUCUCCAACGCCACCACGGUGCUCGACGAGGAUCACUACGGCCUCAAGGACGUCAAGGACCGCAUCCUCGAAUUCCUCGCCGUCGGCAAGCUCAAGGGCACCGUCGAGGGCAAGAUCAUCUGCCUGGUCGGACCGCCCGGCGUGGGAAAGACAUCGAUCGGCAAGUCGAUUGCCCGCGCCGUCGAGCGGCAGUUUUUCCGAUUCAGCGUCGGCGGCCUCAGCGACGUUGCCGAGAUCAAGGGACACCGCCGGACCUACGUCGGCGCCAUGCCAGGCAAGGCCAUCCAGGCCUUGAAGAAGGUCGGCACCGAGAAUCCGCUGAUCCUGAUCGACGAGGUCGACAAGAUCGGCCGCGGUCACAAUGGCGACCCCUCGUCGGCGCUCCUCGAGAUGCUCGAUCCCGAGCAGAACGGAUCCUUCCUCGACCAUUACAUGGACGUUCCCGUCGACCUGUCGAGGGUGCUCUUCGUCUGCACCGCCAACACGCUCGACACCAUCCCCCAGCCGCUGCUCGACCGGAUGGAGGUGAUGGAGGUCUCGUCUUACACGGCCGAUGAGAAGCGGCACAUUGCGCGCGGCUACCUGGCGCCCCAGGCCAAGGAGGCGUCCGGCCUCGAGAAUGCCAACAUCACCCUGCCCGACACGACCAUCGAUUUCCUGAUCAAGCAUCACGCCCGCGAGAGCGGCGUGCGUGGGCUCAGGAAGCUGCUGGAGAAGGUCUAUCGGAAGAUUGCCUUCAACAUCGUCAAGGAGCACGGCGAAUCCGUCUUCCCGGAACCCAAGGAGGGCGAGCUGGCUCCGGCACAGACGGACGCGGCCGCCGCCAAGCAAGGGGCGACUGCAGCCGCAGAUGCACCCGUCAACGAUUCCGACGCUGCGGCCGGCACCGCCGACAGCAACUCGCAGUCGGUCACGCCACCGCCUGCUCCGUCUGAAGGCGAGACGAGCGACGACCCAACGGGCCCCUCGAGCGAAGCGGAUGCGGACAAGUCGCUGCAGGACGGCAAGGUGCCCGCCCGGGACGCGCCGCCCGAGGCGCCCGCCAAGGUGACGACCGAAAAGCGGCGGCCGAUGCAGGUGCCGCCGGACGUCAAGGUGGAGAUCACCAUCGAGAGCCUGCGAGACUACCUCGGCCCUCCAGUGUACCACAAGGACAGGCUGUACACGAGCACGAUGCCAGCCGGUGUGUCUACGGGCCUGGGCUACCUCGGCAACGGGUCCGGCAGCCUGAUGCCGAUCGAGACGACCAUCAUGCCUGGCAAGGGGGGCCUGCAGCUGACGGGCAAGCUGGGAGACGUGAUCAAGGAGAGCGCCUCGAUCGCGCUCAGCUGGAUGAAGAGCAACGCGUUCGAGCUCGGCAUCACCAAGUCGGCCGAUGAGAGCCUUCUCGAGAACAAGGACGUCCACCUCCACAUGCCCGAGGGCGCCAUCGGCAAGGAGGGACCCUCGGCCGGCGUGGCCUUUACCACCAGCUUGACCAGCCUGCUGACGGGCCGCAGCCUGCCGCCGACUCUGGCCAUGACCGGCGAGGUGUCGCUGCGCGGCAUGGUGCUGCCCGUCGGUGGCCUCAAGGAGAAGCUGCUGGCGGCACACCGCGCGGGCAUCACGAAGGUGAUCCUCCCCGCCCAGAACCAGCCCAACGUCGAGGCCGACGUGCCCAAGGCGGUGCUCGCCGACCUCGAGGUGCACUACGUCAGCAACGUUUGGUCCGCGCUCGACGUGGCAUUCGGCGAAGGGCCGUGGAGCGGAAAGGCCCAGGAGAUGAGGGCGCAGGAGGAUCGCGAAAACGAGGCUGUCCGCUCGCCGGCGACGGCAGGCGGCGAAAAGAUCAAGGAAGACGAUGGCGCCAACCAGGACCAGCCCGUCAACUGA
Molecule: messenger RNA, 3642 nt
Organism: Pseudozyma flocculosa PF-1
Lineage: Eukaryota; Fungi; Basidiomycota; Ustilaginomycetes; Ustilaginales; Ustilaginaceae
Exons: 1
Coding region: 1-3642 (1213 amino acids)
Biological process (GO): chaperone-mediated protein complex assembly; protein catabolic process; protein quality control for misfolded or incompletely synthesized proteins
Cellular component (GO): mitochondrial matrix
Molecular function (GO): ATP binding; single-stranded DNA binding; serine-type endopeptidase activity
Source: RefSeq, a predicted model, not a curated record